CUUCCUUUGCCGUUGGUUCACCCUCCAUUGGCUGCCGCGGCCGGUGCGCUACAGCCGCUGCACCACACUGAUCCGAUGGCAGGAGCCAGGUGCUUCUCUUGGUCUCCCAAGCACUUGGGGCCAUCCUCCACUGCACUCCCUGGCCACAGCAGAGAGCUGGCCUGGAAGAGGGGCAACCGGGACAGAAUCCGGCACCCCGACCGGGACUAGAACCCGGUGUGCCGGCGCUGCAAGGCGGAGGAUUAGCCUAGUGAGCCACGGCGCCGGCUUUGUCCAGUAUUUUUUUUCUAUCCUCCUUCUGUUUUAAAUAAUUGAGUUCAUACCAAAUAUACAAUUUUGCAUCCUAGUUUUUUUUCCCACUUCAUUGAUUUGCUCAUUAUAAAGUAAUUGAAUGUCCAUGACUUGUCAGGUGCUGGUUUUAGAUGCUGGUGAUGUCACAAUGAAUACAACAGUCCCUGUGCUUGUAGAACUUCCAUUCUAGUGUGUGUGUGUGUGUGUGUGUGUGUGUGUAUGAGAAUAUUGAACAAACCAGUAUGUAUAGUACUUCAGGCAGUGGUAAAUAUGGUGGAGAAAAAUCAAGCUUUGUAAAAAUUGUGUAGUUAGGGAAGACCUCCCUGCCAGGAAGAGGAAGCCAGGGCAGGAGCCACACAAGGUAGUUGGAGAAGUGCAUUCCAGGCAGAGGAGGUGGUCAGUCCUGCCCUCACUCUGAGGCAGGAGGGUGUUUGGUGUGUGGGAAGAAUAGCAAGGGGCCAUUGUGACAGGGAGCCUAUGGAGAGAUAUGGCAGGAGCUGCCUUCAGAGAGGUAGCAGGGCACAGAUUUUAGGGCACAUUAUAUCUCUUUUUUCGGGGGGGAGCACAUUAUAUCCCAAGGUGUUUUGAAGGAUGUGUGAUCUGAAACUUGAUCCUGAAGACAUUGUUAAUGAAAGGGUUUCCAAGUUAGGAUUUUGCAGCAAACAGUAUGAAAUUGCCAACUUUCAAGUCAGGAUCGUAUUUGGAGAGGAUCACAAUUUAAUAAAGAAGCCGCAUGUCAUAAAACUCUCUUUGAUUGUCAUGGUUUUGUGAAAUACUGAAUUCUGUAAAAUUCUGAAUGAACCCUACUUAAAUAAUUCUAACACAAUCCUGGCAAUAAAUCCAGAGGUUGUCUCCAGUGGUUUCUGCCCCUCCAGGAGCCUGCGCACAGACUCUCAAGGCUGCUCCUCUGUGAUCACUGCCAUCCCAGAAUGGCCGGCCACCAGGAGCAGGGCAAACUCUUGCUCAAUUCUCUCAGCCUCUCUCCCAAGCUGAGUUAAUUGGAGCUCUUGGCCCAGAGUGUUUCCCUGGGUCUACUUGGGAAAGAACAAGGCAAAUCACACAUAAUAAAAUACUUGGUUUCCAAUAUUAGUUAAAAAUGGAAGCAAAGUCUUUUAUGACUCCUCAAGGCAAGAAAUUUCAUAUCCCCCUCUUUUUUUUUUCUCUUGUCUGUUUCUCCCAGUGCCUGAAAUUAUGCUUAGCAGUAGAGGCUCAAAAAAUGAUUUUUUAUAGACUGAAGGUUACAUUCUUGCAUCUGUGUACAUUUUGUCUCAAUUUUCUACUCCCUCCAUUCAUAACACAGAGAUCAGUGUUGAGGUUCUCAAGGCCCCUCUGGCCCGUGAACUGGGAACUAUAGAAUGCUGGAGACCAUAUACUGCUGUUCCCUGUCUGCCACCAGCUCAUGUCCCCAACGUGUAGUGCAGACCUUGUAAGUGCUGGUCCUUAUGAAACAUUCUUCCCAGACAGAAAGUCUGGAUCCCAAGGAGCAGGGCCUACCUUAUAGGAUCCUGCCCUAAUGAAAGUGGAAUUAAUAGUUGAAAAUGCCAGGACCACUGAUAGUGUUGGAUGACAAGGAUUACAAAAACAAAUACGAAAAACUCACGGAAGUUAUGUUUAAGUGACAAGUUGACAGAAGGAGCCCAUUUUAUUUUUUUAAUUUAAAAUUGAAGAGUUAGCACAUAGUGCAUCAACUACAGGAAUAUGCUUCAAUAAUUCAUUUGUGAUUUGGGAACAUAAAAAUGAAAAACUUAAGGUUCCAAUGUUAAUUUAGUUCCUUUUUUAACACGAGCUUUAAAAUUUAUGAAGUUGAUUCAAACACUCAUAAAUGAAUUCACACUGAAUCUUUUCUGCUUCAUCUAUCACUCCAUUAUAGACUCAGAAAUAAUUUAGGGUGGUCCAUAUGUGAACAGCAGUGACUCUGACCAAAAAGGUUUGAGGGAUCUCAGUUUACCAACCAUUGUUUUAUUUACUUUUUGGAGACCACUCAUUCUCCUUCAUUUUUCUGUUUUAAGCUCUCUCUUUUUAAAUCAAUUGUCUUUUAAUUUCUUUUAAAAAAAAGUUUGUUUCUAUAUACUUGAAAGGCAGAGUGACACAGAGAGAUACAGAGAGCUAGACAGACAGAUCCAUUUGCUGGUUCAUUCCCCAAAUGCCCACAACACGCAGGGCUAGGCCAUGCCAGAGCCGGGAGCCUGGAACUCCAUCUGGGUCUUAAGCACUUGGGCUGUCAUGCAUUGCUUUCUCAGGCACAUCAGCGGGAAGCUAGAUCAGAAGUGAAGAUGCUGGGACAUGAACUAGUGCUACAGUAUGGGAUGUGGUCAUCCCAAGCAGUGGCUUAACCUGCUGUGACACAAGGCCCACCCCUGACUUUUCUCUUAAAAAGGACAAAAGAAUCCUGGGGGAAGUAUAACUUUGAAACUUUUGUCUUUUAAAUGUUUCAGUACAGAUCCUCAGGGUUCUUCAGAAAGAGAACUUCUUUCUGCCACUGUAUGUGCAAUGUGGCCUCUGUGUAUUUAUGACUUAGAGUCAUGUUUUGGCCUGUGAAGCACAAAAGCCUCUCAGGAGCCAAGUUUUGACAGUGCUAUUACAUGCCCUUUACGUCCCACAUUCCUUAAUUGCUUCAAAACACUUGCCUGAUAGGUGAGCAGUCCUCAUACUCUUAUGAAACAGGUAAGGUCAUUGGAUUGCAUUGCCACGUGAGGUGGCAGAAGCCCUGGCAAGCCAACUGAGAUAUGCCUUGAGGUCUGGCUGCCCUAUAAGAGGAAUAAGGAGCAGGAGUCCAGCCCAGAGGCAGCUCUUGUGGCUGUUGGCUGUCUUUCUCUUGAGUCUGUCAAGAGCAGGACAUGUGAUCUCAUCAUUCAGUGGCUGGAACUCCUUGGUAAGGUGAGUGUCCUCACAGAUCAAGUGGAAGCCCAAGGAGAGAAGAUUCGGGACCUGGAAGUGUGUCUGGAAGGACAUCAGGUGAAACUCAAUGCUGCUGAAGAAAUGCUUCAACAGGAGCUGCUAAGUCGCACAUCUCUCGAGACUCAGAAGCUUGACUUGAUGACUGAAGUGUCUGAGCUGAAACUCAAGUUGGUUGGCAUGGAGAAAGAGCAGAGGGAGCAAGAGGAGAAGCAAAAAAAAGCAGAGUCGGUUCUGAAUGUGAUCAGUGAGCUGCAGGAGCAGAUGUGUAGGCUGCAGCUGGACAUCCACAGGCAGAUUCAAGAGCGCCUGUUACUCAGUAGGGACAACCCUGAGGAGGCAGCGGCUGGUGACGGUGCAGCCGAGCCCCAGCCAUGCAGCCAGGACUGUGCCCCUUGGGAGGGGUCACCUGAGUUACUGCAAGAGCUCAGACACCUCAAAAUCAAAGUGGAAGAGUUGGAGAAUGAACGGAAUCAGUAUGAGUGGAAGCUGAAGGCCACUAAGGCCGAGGUAGCCCAGCUGCAAGAGCAGGUGGCCCUGAAAGAUGCAGAAAUUGAGCGUCUGCACAGCCAGCUCUCCCGGACUGCAGCUCUCCACGGUGAACACGCAGAGAGAGACCAAGAAAUUCAACGCCUGAAAAUGGGGAUGGAAACUUUGCUUGUUGCCAAUGAAGAUAAGGACCGUCGGAUAGAAGAGCUCACUGGGCUGUUAAACCAGUACCGGAGGGUGAAGGAGAUUGUGAUGGCAACUCAAGGACCCUCAGAGAGAACUCUCUCCAUCAAUGAAGAAGAUCUGGAGGGAAGCUUCAGAAAAUGGAACACCUCAAAUAAAGACCCUGAAGAAUUAUUUAAACAAGAGAUACCUCCAAGAUGUAGCUCCCCUGCAGUGGGGCCUCCUCCACUUCCACAGAAAUCACUGGAAACCAGGGCUCAGAGAAAACUGUCCUGUAGCCUAGAAGACUUGAGAAGUGAAUCUGUGGAUAAGAGUGUCGAUGGGAACCAACUCUCCCUGGUGGCAGGAUCCAAGGACAGCCCACUUCAGGCAGACCACAAAUACCCAACGUUACCUGGGAAGCUUUCAGGAGCCACACCCAAUGGAGACGCUACCAAAUCUAUUUCCACCGCUUCCCAGCCUGACGCUGCAGGGAGCAGCCUGCCGCGGCUGAAUCGUGGCAGGAGUGCCAGUGCCCCCGUAUUAGGAGACACAGAAAGUGGUUGGGAUGACACUGCCAUGGCCAAUGACCUCUCAUCCACAUCAUCGGGCACUGAGUCAGGACCCCAGUCUCCCCUGACACCAGAUGGCAAACGGAGCCCCAAAGGCAUCAAGAAAUUCUGGGGAAAAAUCCGAAGAACUCAGUCAGGAAAUUUCAACACUGAUGCACCAGGGAUGGCAGAGUUUCGGCGAGGUGGACUCCGGGCAACUGCAGGGCCAAGGCUCUCUAGGACCAGAGACUCCAAGGGACAGAAAAGUGACGCCAAUGCCCCCUUUGCCCAGUGGAGCACAGAGCGAGUAUGUGCGUGGCUGGAGGACUUCGGCCUGGCUCAGUAUGUGAUCUUUGCCAGGCAGUGGGUGACUUCUGGCCAUACACUACUGACAGCCACGCCUCAGGAUAUGGAAAAGGAGCUAGGAAUUAAGCACCCACUUCACAGAAAGAAACUGGUUUUGGCAGUGAAAGCCAUCAACACCAAGCAGGAGGAGAAGUCUGCGCUGCUAGACCACAUCUGGGUGACACGGUGGCUUGAUGACAUAGGCUUACCCCAGUACAAGGACCAGUUUCAUGAAUCCAGAGUUGAUGGACGAAUGCUGCAAUAUCUAACUGUGAAUGAUCUACUCUUCUUAAAAGUCACCAGCCAGCUACAUCAUCUCAGCAUCAAGUGUGCCAUUCACGUGCUGCAUGUCAACAAGUUCAACCCGCACUGCCUGCACCGGCGACCAGCGGAUGAGAGUAACCUUUCUCCUUCAGAAGUGGUGCAGUGGUCCAACCACAGGGUGAUGGAGUGGUUGCGAUCAGUGGACCUGGCGGAGUAUGCCCCCAACCUUCGAGGGAGUGGCGUCCAUGGAGGUCUCAUUAUCCUGGAGCCACGUUUCACAGGGGACACUCUGGCUAUGCUUCUGAAUAUCCCUCCACAAAAGACGCUUCUCAGGCGCCACCUGACCACCAAAUUCAAUGCCCUGAUCAGUCCCGAAGCUGAACAGGAAAAGCGUGAGAAAAUAGCCUCCCCGGCUUACACACCGCUGACCACCACAGCCAAAGUCCGGCCAAAGAAACUAGGAUUUUCACAUUUUGGAAACAUAAGAAAAAAGAAGUUUGAUGAAUCAACAGACUACAUUUGCCCAAUGGAGCCCAGUGUUGGCGUUGGUGACAGUCACAGAGUCUACGGUGGCUACCGGGGCCUCAGUCCCCUUGAUUCCCCUGAACUGGAUGGGCUGGACCAGAUGGCACCUUCGGAAGGCACUGUGACGCAGAUAGGGCUCCUCUCCCAAGACAUUCACCGCCUUACGACCCUGCUGAGCCAGGACCAGCUGCUGAACGACUCUCGCCUGGCUGCUCCGGACUCUGAUGAGUGGAGAUGACGUUCCUCGUGGCCGAGAGCCCAGAGAGGCACGUGCAGGGCCCCGCGUCUUGGCUUCAGUGGGAGCUGGCGCGCGGCCACCCGUAGAGCCUCGAAGUUGCAGGCUGGGCCUCUCAGACGGGGUGUCCACAGGAGCGAAGCAGAGCUGUGGACAGGUGUCCAGGAGGUGCCCCCGUGCCCCUGUGUGUUUUCAGUUGUGCUGUGCCCCUCACUGCAGCUUUUAUACCUUUUGUACUUUUCUAUGUGGACCACAGCGCACUUCUGAAGGGAGAGCAGUGAGCUGUCAACACAGACUCAAUGGCUUCUUCUGUUCCCAGGGACAGCCGGGAGGCCCUCACACCAAAGGGGAGGAAGUGUGAGUUCAUAAAGCCUCUGCCGGAAACAGGCA
Messenger RNA from Oryctolagus cuniculus (rabbit), 6147 nucleotides. The record is from RefSeq and is a predicted model, not a curated record. NCBI's taxonomy places the organism in Eukaryota, Metazoa, Chordata, Mammalia, Lagomorpha, Leporidae.